This is a messenger RNA of Penicillium psychrosexuale, 1455 nucleotides long. RefSeq lists its product as uncharacterized. The transcript is spliced from 3 exons. The record is from RefSeq and is a predicted model, not a curated record. Bases 1 to 1455 code for a protein of 484 amino acids. NCBI's taxonomy places the organism in Eukaryota, Fungi, Ascomycota, Eurotiomycetes, Eurotiales, Aspergillaceae. Gene Ontology annotation, biological process: transmembrane transport. Gene Ontology annotation, molecular function: transmembrane transporter activity.
AUGUCUGAUAAGGAUAAAGAUAUCAAAAUCCACACAUGGGAUGGGCCCGAUGACCCCGAGAAUCCCUUCAACUGGAGUUUCGGAUACAAAUGGGUGAUAACGAUUACCGUUUGCUUCAUCUCCAUCCUGACAGGAAUCCCCGCAGGAAGCUACGGCUCCGGCAACGACUGGUUGAAGCAAGAAUUCAAUGUCCAAAACACCCCCUUCCCAAACCUCUACUGGGCCACCACUUCCUGGAACAUGGGCGCCGCCUUCUGGCCACUGAUUUUCGUCCCUCUGUCAGAGUCCUCCGGCCGCAUGCCAGGAUACUUCGUGGCGUAUAUACUCCUCGUCAUUUCGCUCUUCCCAUCCGCGUUCGCAAAGAACUUCGCGACACUCAUCGUGACUCGGUUCUUCGGUGGAGGUGCUUCUUCCACCGCGAUUAAUAUUGUCGGAGGAAGUAUCUCCGAUGUGUGGUUCGGUAACGAGGCUCGCAGCCUGCCCAUGUCUAUAUUCGGAUUUACGAGUGUUGUCGGUAUUUCACUUGGUCCAUUUAUUGGAUCUUCUAUUGUGCAGAUUAAUAGAUCGCACCCAUGGCGUUGGAUCUUCUACAUCCAAAUUAUCUACAACGCAGCCUUGAUCCCGGUCUUUUGGCUAAUCCUCAAAGAAACCCGCCCAGAUGUGAUCCUUAAGAAGCGCGCAAAGAAGAUCCGCAAAGAAACCAACCUCCCCAUCUACGCCUCCUCCGAAUUAAACGCCCCAAGCAAACUCAAUCUCUUGAGACUCUCCUUCCAACGCCCAACACACAUGCUCAUAGCCGAGCCGGUCGUGACCUUCUUCACUUUGUGGAUAAGCUUCGCCUGGGGGAUCCUGUUCCUUUUCUUCUCCAGCGUCGUGCAAACCUACUCCACGAACUACAACUGGGGCACGAUGUCAACAGGUCUGAUACAGCUCGCCAUCUCGGUGGGUGCGGUCAUCGGGACAGUCAUCAACCCGCUACAGGACUGGAUUCAUCUCCGCUCUGAGAGGCACAAUAAAGAGAACCCCGGGAAACCUAUCCCUGAGGCGAGAUUGUACACAUCUAUCCCGGGUAGUCUGCUAUUUGCGGCGGGUUUGUUCUGGUAUGGCUGGGCUAGUCAGCCGCAUGUUCAUUGGAUCGUGCCGACUAUCGGUGUUACGGCGACGGGGAUUGGGAUCUAUUCGAUUUAUAUGGCUGUUGUUAAUUAUUUGACUGAUGCUUAUGAGCGUUAUGCGGCAUCGGCUUUGUCGGCUGCUUCGCUUGGGAGGAAUACUUUUGGUGCGUUCUUGCCGCUUGCUUCGCCGCAGUUGUUCUCCAAUCUUGGGUAUGGAUGGGCGGGGACUUUGCUUGGGUUUAUUGGGAUUGCGUUGUCUGUCGUGCCUGUUGUUUUGGUUUGGAAAGGCCCGGAGAUUCGGAGGAGGAGCAAGUUUAUGAGGGAGGCGAUGUGGGAGCCUUAG